AUCCCUAUCCAUUACACUCUUUCAAGAUUUUAAUGUUGGUAGCUCUGUUUGAAAAGCCGAAGCUCCGACUUGCUCUGUCAGCUCUGUGGCACAGGACAUUUCUAGUCUCGACGUCGAAGUGGCAGUAUCAACCGCGCGUGUUUGUAGAGGAUAUUGUUUACGAAAUACCUUCGAAAGAUAAUAUUAAUUUAGUAAUUUGAGUAUUUAAAUGAAAUCAAUUUGUGAUUAGUUAAAGAGGUACUGAAUAAUGGAUUUUGCGAGAAAACAACUGGAGAAAUACGGCUGGACCGAUGGCAAAGGGCUGGGUGAACACGAGAAUGGUAUAUCAGAGGCAUUGAAGCCUAAAUUGAAGCGCAGUGUAGCAGGAGUGGGACAUGAUGCGGCUGCCGAGUUCAAUGAGCACUGGUGGACCACUCUCUAUGAUAAGGCAGCUGCUAAUGUUGAAGUAAAAGAGAAGAAUGGGAAAACAAAAGAAAUCAAAAUGAAAGAUGAUAAAGAAUUCGACAUUACCAAUAGUACUUGGAAACUGAAUAAACAGAAGGAUGCUGAGAACGAGGAGCAGUACUCCGACUACUUUGUACGGACUGCGGUGCUGACUAACGGUGCAAGUAACAUGGAGAGAGCGAGGGAAUCAGACUCCGAGGAUGAAGCAGAAAAGAAAGUUGUGUUCAAAAUGACUUAUGAAGAAUUAUUUGCUAAAUGUGUAGGCAGGACUGCUCACAAAGGUGCUCGCCAUGGCCUAAGAGCUACAGGAAAGUUAACAAGGAUAGCGCAACAAGAGGCUCAACUACUUUCUCAAACAAAAUACAGCGGGUAUUCAAACUCCAACAAAUUAAAAGAAGUUGACAGCAUAAGCUUCCAUAUGGACACUGAUAACACAGGAAUUAAAAAGAAAACGAAGAAGAAACGCAAUCGUUGCUACAAUAACGAAAAACCUGAUACACGUAUCACCAAAUGUGAAUUGGCUGAAUCAGAUGAGUUAUCUUUGCCUGAUGAAAGUCAAGUGACAGAUGAAGACAAUGUAGCACAAAAUGUAGAGAAAGUUGAUAGAAAAUCUGAGAAUGAAAAUCAAGACGACGAUAAAGAAUAAAGAUAAUGAAUUAGAAUAAGAAACUUUAAUAAUGUGAUGUAAAUAUAAGAAAUAAUGAACAUGUUUUAUUUGUAAUAAAUAAUUAA
Messenger RNA from Spodoptera litura, 1176 nucleotides. Its product is annotated as G patch domain-containing protein 4-like. NCBI's taxonomy places the organism in Eukaryota, Metazoa, Arthropoda, Insecta, Lepidoptera, Noctuidae. Gene Ontology annotation, cellular component: nucleolus. Gene Ontology annotation, molecular function: nucleic acid binding. The record is from RefSeq and is a predicted model, not a curated record.